Molecule: messenger RNA, 3581 nt
Organism: Anarrhichthys ocellatus (wolf-eel)
Lineage: Eukaryota; Metazoa; Chordata; Actinopteri; Perciformes; Anarhichadidae
Gene: tesk1b
Product: testis associated actin remodelling kinase 1b
Exons: 11
Coding region: 722-2764 (680 amino acids)
Biological process (GO): actin cytoskeleton organization; protein phosphorylation; positive regulation of stress fiber assembly
Cellular component (GO): nucleus; cytoplasm
Molecular function (GO): ATP binding; protein serine/threonine kinase activity
Source: RefSeq, a predicted model, not a curated record
ACCAAACCCACAGCGAGGCAGGCAGCGCGGGGACGUAAACCGAAACCACUAAAGCCCGCGAGUGCGUGUGUGAAGGCUGCGCACAAAGAUGAUUAAUUAGUAAAAAUAAAGCUCUGGUUACCGGGCUGAUCGGGGCUCGGGGCUCUGCAGAGGACACCGGCGCAUACAUGUGGAGGUUACGUUUUAAGAAGGCCAGCUUUAAUAGGCUGCAGCGUCACUGAGGCUGCUCGGUGGGCACUGGAAACCCGGGAUUCAAUUGGUGGAACCGGGAAGGGGAGCCCCGACCUUUUCCACUGCAGGAGGAGCAGAGUUAAGGAAACCGAAAAAGAGACGCCGCUGCCAAGACAGCAGCAGCAGCCUGCGCAGUUUAGAAAACGGCACAGCCUCCUCUGCUGCACGGCACGAGGGACUUCACCAGAACUGCGCACCGACUCUGCAGGAUGCAGCCCUGCAGCAGCAGCGUAGUUUGGUAGACUCGGACAGAAACAAGCCUGUCCCGGAGGUGUGCAGGAAUUUAACGGGAGGAAUUGGGACAAACGGGUCGCUGACCGCAGCUGCGACAUUUGUUUUCCCCACCGAGAGUUUAUCACUCCUCCCCUCCGUGGAGCCCUGCGCCGUGGCCUUGUGGCGGACAUGGGAAAUGUAAACAGUAGUCGGGCUGGGUUUUAAACUACGCACACGUUCUCCUCCUCCUCCUCCUCCUCUUCCCGGGGCGUCCGAGAUGAAGAUGGAGACGGAGAGGGUCGAGUCUGAGCAGGAGGGAGAGGCAGAGCCCCCCAUGCACAGCGUCCACGGAACCAACCGGACCAGACCGUCCUCGUACCGGGCCCUGCGCAGCGCCGUGUCCAGCCUGGCCCGCCUAGACGACUUCAGCUGCGAGAAGAUCGGCGCGGGGUUUUUCUCCGAGGUGUUCAAGGUGCAGCAUCGUGUGUCCGGACAGGUGAUGGCUCUGAAGAUGAACAUCCUGGCCAGCAACAGAGCCAACAUGCUCAGGGAGGUCCAGCUCAUGAACAGACUCUCGCACCCCAACAUCCUCAGGUUUAUAGGAGUGUGUGUCCACGAGGGGCAGCUCCACGCCCUCACAGAGUACAUAAACGGCGGUAACUUGGAGCAGCUGUUGGGCAGCGAUGUGUAUCUGUCGUGGAGCGUGCGGAUCAUCCUGGCCUUGGACGUCGCCCGGGGACUGCAGUACCUGCACAGCAAGGGCAUCUUCCACAGGGACCUCACCUCCAAGAACUGCCUGGUGCGCUGGGAGGGCUGCGUGUGCUCAGCCGUGGUGGGAGACUUGGGCCUGGCGGAGAAAAUCCCAGAUUACAGUGAGGAAGAGGACCAGGAGCCUCUGGCUGUCGUCGGCUCCCCCUACUGGAUGGCCCCGGAGGUGCUCAGAGGGGAGGUGUAUAAUGAGAAGGUGGAUGUGUUUGCAUACGGGAUCAUCCUGUGUGAGACUAUUGCGAGGAUACAAGCCGACCCUGACUUCCUGCCCCGCACUAUGGACUUUGGUUUGGAUGAGGUGACCUUUCAGGAGAUGGUGGGAGACUGUCCUCCUGACUUCCUGGAAUUGGCCUUCACCUGCUGUAAUAUGAAUUCAAAGCUCCGUCCUUCCUUCUCCCAAAUCGCGGUGGAGCUGGAGAGGAGACAGGCUGAGAAGAAACAGAAGGCCGAACAAACAGUCAAAGCGGUUUCUCCAGCAAUUGGCCCUUUGCGAAGGCGCUCCCUCUGCAUCCUGUCAGAUCCUCGCCUCUCCCGCAGCAAGUCUGACAUGCUCCACCCACCGGACACGCCCCCCUCUGUCACCGCAGCAACUCCCGCUCGCAUCAACCCCUUCUCUCUGAGGGAGGACCUCAAGGGGGGCAAGACCAAGCUGUUCGACACGCCCAGCAAGUCCGUCAUCUCCCUCACCUUCACCCUGCCCCCUCUACCAGACUUCGACGAGAUCGACAGCUGCGAGCUACCGAGGAGGCACCGGCGCUGCCACUCGCUACCGUGUACGCCUCCUCCGCACCUCACAUCGGCGCCGAAGACGGUCCUGACCGAGGAGUCCACGACUGAGCUGGACAGCGAGACUAACGGAAUGAGUGAAGAAGAGAGACUGUUAGAAGAAGAAGAAGAAGAAGAGGAGAAGGUGAUCAGGGAGGGGAGUGGGACUGAUUCUGGUCUUCCUCUGUCCCUUGAGCCCCUGUCGCUGGACCAAGAGGAGGAGGGUGGGGGUGAGGAAGAGCCCAUGGACUGCACCAGCUCCCCGAACACACAAGACAGCACUUCAUCUCCUUGCUCCGAGCUCUCCCCUCCUCCGGCCCACUCCUCGACUCCCAUCCAGUCCUCCAUCCCUCCCUUCUCAAACGGCUGGGGGUCGGCCAUCUCCAACGGGCCCCCGUGCCUGCCUCCCCUCUCUCAUUUGGACAACAACAACGUGGUCAUGAGUCGACCCGUGGGAUGGAGCGACACCACAACGAACGACAACGGUUACCACUCCCCUCCCGGCGACCCUGCCGGUUCGUCCCCGUUCGGCUCCGGGAGCAGACACUCUCUGGACCAGGAGGAGGUGAUCUCCUGUCCCGGCUGCUGCCUCGCGGGCCUCCGCUUCCCCUCGGUGUGUUUCAGACCCCCGCCGCGCAGAAACCCUUACAAGAACUUGAACGGGGACCACGCAGCCUCACGUGGGCUGCUUUGUCCGGCACCCAAGGGCCUGGCGCCCUCUCCUACCCCCACAACCACCACCACCAGCCUGGAGCCGGCACUCGCCUUACCGGGGGCGCAGACAUAAACAUCUAAACACCAAAUACACACAGAAAAGAUGGUGAGGAAGCUCUUCCCUGGACAUUAAGUGGGUCUUCUUAGAAUUUGCACACAUUUUAACGCAGCAAUACCCUGCUUAUUUUCCAGACACACUUUACUGAAACACACUCCAGGCUGACUUUCUCUAUGAAAGCUGUGGGACAAAGAACCGGUGUCUUUGCUGGCACAUUGUUGCACGUCGCCCUCUGCUGGGCUGAGGGCGACGUGCAGACCUGACUGAUGAUCGGCAAUGUCCAGAACCGUUCAGCAUGUAAACACUCCACUUUGGGGCCCAGUGGGUUGGACCCUGUAUAUUCACAGAUGUUAAGAUUCUCAUGACUGAUGAUGAUGAUGAUGAUGAUGCUGAAAAUGAGGAAUGUUAAGCUUAGUAUUAUUACUGCUGCAAUGAUAUUUGAUGUUUGGUGCUGUUAUUGAAUGAACAGGCAGUUUUGCUUUAAUGUAUUUAAUUAUCAAGAGGGUGUGUGGUGCACUGCUGGACUGUGUCAGUUUGUGUGUAACAUGGACAAAUGUGAGUGCGAGGUGGAUUCAUCGUGUGUGCGUGUGUGUGUGUGUGUGUGUGUGUGUAUAAAGAGUGUGCUGUACACCGUUCUUUUGACCAUUUUGUUGCUGUAUGAUCUCUAUUGGCCCUUCAGGUCGCCUGGUUAAGCACUUCAACUGUAUUACUGUUGUUAAUAAGGAAACUGUUUGUUAUUAUGUCUUUUUGGAAUGAAUGGUCAAAGACCUACUUAAGAGAUGUACAGAUUCUUAUUAUUUAAAGAUGGCAUUGAAUAAAAUGAUAGAAUGCA